AUUGUUUAAAACCUUAAGUAGAUUUUACCGUAAUUUAUUUAUUUAAAAUUCACAAAAAAGUACACAUGUUCGAAAAUAUUGUGAAUAACGUCGAAUCAUUUUGUAAAUAUUGAGCACAUUGAGCACGUUUUGUGAAAUUUUAUUAAAUAUUCUGAAAAAUCAGCAAAUAUGUCUUUAAAAGGAUUAAAAAACAGAAAAUCGAGACGAGUUCCAGCAGCUCGCAGAUAUAAAAUUUUGAAGAAGAUAGCAGCAUCAAAGAAAAAGAAGGAGAAGGAAGCAAAAAAGUUACCUAAAAGGAGUGUCAAACAAAAGCUGAUUCAAAUCCCAAAUGUAUGUCCAUUCAAGGAAAAAAUCAUUGAAGAAGUUGAGGCUGAUAAGGCACGCAGAGAAGAAGAGAAGCAACAGAAAAUUGAAAAGAUGAAGUUAGAACGACAGGAAGCAAAGAAAAAGAAUACAUUAGAAUCUAUUGUUAUUGAUGCUGAGCAAAGAGCAGAAAGCCAUGUUGAGAAGAAGGAAGAUGGAACUGACAAUCUUCAAGCCAGCCAACAACGAACAAAGGAAAAUUCACUCAAAUCGUAUUUUAAAGAAUUCAAGAAGGUCGUUGAUGCAGCCGAUGUCAUUUUGGAAGUUUGUGAUGCUCGAGAUCCAUUGGGAACUAGAUGCAAUGAAGUAUCAACAAUUAUUCGUGAGAGUACCGGUCAGAAGAAACAUGUUCUUAUUCUAAACAAGUCUGACUUGAUUCCUCGUGAAAAUCUUGACAAGUGGAUUAAGUAUUUGAGAAAAUUUGGUCCCGUUGUACCAUUCAAAGCAAGUACACAGGCACAAAAGAAGAAUAUUGGUCGACGUCGAUUCAACAAAAGUCGUCCUCAGACUAAUCAAUUGUCAACAUGCGUUGGUGCUGAAUUGCUCAUGUCAUUGCUCGCAAAUUAUUGUCGUAAUAAAGAUUUAAAGACAUCAAUUCGUGUUGGUAUCGUAGGAAUUCCAAAUGUUGGCAAAAGUUCAAUCAUUAAUUCUUUAAAGCGACGCAGAGCAUGUCAAGUUGGAGCAACACCUGGAAUCACAAAAACAAUGCAGGAAGUUGAAAUUGAUUCAAAUAUAAAGCUUAUUGACAGUCCAGGAAUUAUUUUUCAACGUCCAAAAAAUGAAUCACCAGAUGAAUUUUUUGCACUUAAAAACGCUCAGCAUGUUAAUACAGUUCAAGAUCCAUUUCCUUUGGCAAAUGAUAUUUUAAAACGUGCAACAGUCAUGUAUUUUUGCAAACUCUAUGACAUUACAGAAUAUCGUAGUCCAGAAGAAUUUCUCUCAAAGAAAGCUAUCAAAAUGGGAAAAUUAAUACGAGGUGGUGUACCUGAUGUUAGAUCAGCAGCUCGUAGUUUGAUUCAAGAUUGGAAUAUUGGUAAAAUUAAAUACUGCACACAACCACCUAAAGACGAUUCUAUGGAUGUUCAUCUUAGUGCCUCAAUUGUCGCAAAUACAACAGAACGAAAAGAAUUCGACAUAGACAAUUUAGAUGAGUUUAUGAAUGAAUUAAAUCAACAUUAUGAAAUCGCAGAAAAUGAUACAAUUAUGGAAGUUGACAGCAAAGGUCCAGUUGCAAUGAAAACAGGCAAGAAACCAAAAGAAUCGUUUGGUGAUGCUGAUAUUAUCGAUGACGACGAUGAUGAUAAUGAUGUAGAAGAAAUGGUAGAGACUGAUAAGAAUAAAAAGAAAAAGAGAAAGGCGAAUGAUGAUGAUUAUCAAACGAAAAAAAUCAAAAAAGAUCCUGUAUUCAAGCUUGAAGGAAAUCUUUCUGUAAAUAAACAGAAUAAGGAUGCUGCUAAGAAAUUGAAGAAAAAACGUGAAAAAAAUGAAAAGAAAAUUUCAAAUGUGGCUGAUGUUCUUGAGAAUUUCUCAUUGAAAAAUGCAGGAAGUGCUGAUUAUGAUUUCGAUGAGGACUUUAAAAUUGAGUAAAAAAAAAUCUAUAUUACUAUCCAACUUAAAAUUGAACAUCUAAAAUGAAAUAAAAAAAUUUUAAUUUUUUGAACUCAAAAUUUGAAAACUUUAUUAUAUAAAUCCCAUAAAAUCAUCAAGGUACUCGAUAAACUUAUUCAAAUUUCCUGUCUCGUACUCCUUUAGUGACGUAACAUCAAACUUUUCCAAUGUUUCGACAAGAUUUGAUAAGAAACAGUAUACUAAGUAUCCGUCUUUAUUCAACUGCUCUGCCAACUCUACUUGAUGAUUAUUCAUUAAUGUAUCGUUGACUACAACCAGUAAAGGUUUCUUUUUGCCUAACACAUCUAUACAAGUUCCAGCUCCAGCAUGAGAAAUUACCAAGUCAGCUUCUAUUAUAUCAUUUUCAAUAGUCGUUUUUAAAUCAAACUGUUGCACAUUUAUAUCUUCAAAAUGACUAAAAUCAAUCUCUUUUCCUUUUCCUCUUUGAAUUAUUAGUUCCUUGCAUUUCAAUCGGCAUUUAAAUGUUUCAUAAACUUCCUUCUCACUCAGUUUUUCUAUGAGAUGAUCAAAUUCUGUAGUUCCAACAGUUACGAAAAUCCUCUUAAAUUCCAUUUUAUUCAAUUUGCUAGUUUAUUUUCUUAAUUUUUUUAUGUGACUUUUUGACGACAAUAAUCAUAACAUUUAGUUCCUCUAAC
Messenger RNA from Chironomus riparius, 2627 nucleotides. NCBI's taxonomy places the organism in Eukaryota, Metazoa, Arthropoda, Insecta, Diptera, Chironomidae. The record is from the annotation of a GenBank genome assembly.